Molecule: messenger RNA, 5764 nt
Organism: Rattus norvegicus (Norway rat)
Lineage: Eukaryota; Metazoa; Chordata; Mammalia; Rodentia; Muridae
Source: RefSeq, a predicted model, not a curated record
UCCGGGCCUCCAGGGCUCUGCCAACUUCCCCUAGGCUACAGGUGCGUGCAGGUUACAGCCUACGUGCUAGCAGCAGCGGCGAUUCCUUAGAUCCAGACCCACAGAAAGAACCCAGCUUUCUCAAGAGAGAUGCUUCAGUUGUGUGGAUGGGAAUCCAAGAGUCACAAAGGUUUGGGAAAGUGCCCAAGGCCACACAACAGGGAUGUGACUCAGCAAAAGUUCUAAAGCCUCAAAGAUUUGGUCUUACCUCUGGACGAUGUGCUUAUGCGGCUGGCACCACCUUUGGGUCUGCUCUACGGACUGGACAGAGUACAUUGUGCUCUGGGAUGGAAAAGCUACUAUAAACUGCAAAACCCUGAAAGUUUGGAAUCGGGUGUUUUUUUUUCUGACGUACCUGAACACAGAACCCCAGGGUACUUGGAGAGGAACCUGGUCCUAGAGGAACUCUACCAUAAAAAUGAGCCCCGCAGAUCCGCUUGAUGAUGAAGACACAUUUAAAAUCCUGGUUGCCACUGAUAUUCAUCUUGGAUUUAUGGAAAAAGAUGCAGUUAGAGGAAAUGACACAUUUGUGACAUUUGAUGAAAUUUUAAGACUUGCCCUGGAAAAUGAAGUGGAUUUUAUUUUGUUAGGUGGUGAUCUUUUCCAUGAAAACAAGCCCUCAAGGAAAACCCUGCACAGCUGCUUAGAGCUGCUUAGGAAGUACUGUAUGGGUGACCGCCCUGUGCAAUUUGAGAUCAUCAGUGACCAGUCAGUCAACUUUGGUUUUAGUAAGUUUCCAUGGGUGAACUACCAGGAUGGCAAUCUCAACAUCUCCAUUCCAGUGUUUAGUAUCCACGGCAACCAUGAUGAUCCCACAGGGGCAGAUGCCCUCUGUGCCCUGGAUGUUUUAAGCUGUGCUGGGUUUGUGAAUCACUUUGGACGGUCAAUGUCUGUGGAGAAGGUUGACAUUAGUCCAGUUCUGCUGCAGAAAGGAAGCACAAAACUCGCUCUGUACGGCUUAGGGUCCAUUCCAGAUGAAAGGCUCUAUCGGAUGUUUGUCAAUAAGAAAGUAACGAUGUUGAGGCCUAAGGAAGACGAGAACUCAUGGUUUAACUUAUUCGUGAUUCAUCAGAACAGGAGUAAACACGGAAGCACCAACUUCAUCCCAGAGCAGUUUUUGGAUGACUUCAUUGACCUGGUCAUCUGGGGCCAUGAACAUGAGUGUAAAAUCGGCCCAACCAGGAAUGAGCAGCAGCUCUUCUAUGUGUCUCAGCCCGGAAGCUCGGUGGUGACAGCCCUUUCCCCUGGAGAAACUGUGAAGAAACAUGUAGGCCUGCUACGCGUUAAAGGGAGAAAGAUGAACAUGCAGAAGCUGCCUCUCCGCACAGUGCGACAGUUCUUCAUGGAAGAUGUGGUCCUGGCUAACCACCCAAGCCUGUUCAACCCUGACAAUCCUAAGGUGACCCAGGCCAUCCAGAGCUUCUGUUUGGAGAAGAUUGAAGAAAUGCUUGACAGUGCUGAGCGGGAACGGCUGGGGAAUCCUCAGCAGCCGGAGAAGCCUCUCAUCCGACUACGGGUGGACUACAGUGGAGGCUUUGAACCUUUCAACGUUCUUCGUUUUAGCCAGAAGUUUGUGGAUCGGGUUGCUAACCCAAAAGAUGUCAUCCACUUUUUCAGACACAGGGAACAAAAAGGAAAAACAGGAGAAGAGAUCAACUUUGGGAAGCUCAUCAUAAAACCUGCUUCAGAAGGGACGACGCUCAGAGUAGAAGACCUUGUAAAGCAGUAUUUCCAAACUGCAGAGAAGAAUGUUCAGCUCUCACUGCUGACAGAAAGAGGGAUGGGUGAAGCAGUUCAAGAGUUUGUGGACAAGGAAGAGAAAGAUGCCAUCGAGGAAUUAGUGAAGUACCAGCUGGAGAAAACGCAGCGGUUUCUUAAGGAGCGCCACAUCGAUGCUCUAGAAGACAAGAUUGAUGAAGAGGUCCGGCGUUUCAGAGAAAGCAGACAGAGAAAUACCAACGAAGAAGACGAUGAAGUUCGAGAGGCCAUGAGCAGGGCCCGGGCCCUCAGGUCACAGUCGGAGAACGCCGCCUCAGCCUUCAGUGCAGAUGACCUGAGUUUUGAUAUAACGGAGCAGACAGCAGAUGACUCUGACGAUAGCCAGUCAGCAGUGCCGAGCCGAGGCCGAGGUCGAGGCCGAGGACGAAGAGGAGGCAGAGGGCAGAGCACUGCACCCAGAGGAGGCUCUCAGAGAGGCCGAGACACUGGGCUGGGGAUCUCUACUCGGGGCAGGAGCUCAAAGGCCACUGCGUCAACAUCUAGAAAUAUGUCCAUUAUAGAUGCUUUCAGAUCUACCCGACAGCAGCCUUCCAGAAAUGUAGCCACUAAGAAUUACUCAGAGACCAUUGAGGUGGAUGAAUCUGAUGACGAUGACAGUUUUCCUACCAGCUCCAGGGCUGAUCAAAGGUGGUCGGGCACAGCACCUAGCAAACGGAUGUCCCAGAGCCAGACAGCCAAAGGGGUGGACUUUGAAUCAGACGAGGACGAUGAUGACGACCCUUUCAUGAGUGGUAGUUGCCCAAGAAGAAACCGAAGAUAAUGUUGUUAGUAGAACUUAAAAGUUGUCCCGCUGCAGGAAGAAAUCGCAGCAGCGUAUGCUAACUUUACAGCUGGCGGUGUUUUAUCGCUGCAGCACUACAGGAGUCUGAAAAGCCUGGGAUUCUAUUUUAAAAUAUUGUUUCCUGAAGGUGACUCUCUUAAGCCAUUUCCUAGGCGGGUGGUAAGGAGAUUGCUGCUUCUCCUUAGCCUUUAAUCUGCUUGUUAUCAUUGUCUGGGGCUGCUUUAAGAAUGUUAAUUUCCUGACAUAACUGUGUUUCCUGCUUGUAAGAACUUUGCUAAAAUUCCAUUGUUGAAUGAAGAUUAGAGAAAACCCUCCAUUAUCCAUUCCUGCUUCUGAUCAGAGACUGUCAGCCUCCAGUGCCUCAGCUAGCAGAGUUGAUGUGACAGCUUACCGGGGCUGUAACCAUUUCCUGUCUCCCCAGGAAGCAAGGCCCUCCUGUGUGUGUGGUGGGGGGAGCAGUCUGAGCUCCCUGGUUGUUAGCAAGUGUGUGGAUUUCAGAGUGUGCUGGAGGACGGUCCACUAGGGCCAGAAGGGCCUUAUAUUUCAGUAAUUAGUAUAAGGUUUUUGUUGAAACCAUUUUGGUUGUUUUGGUUUUGGUCUUUAUUCACGUUGUAGCAGAGACUCAGAUCCUGUCCCCACUGAGCAGUAGUCAUUUUCUUGAUCACUCUGUCAUUCAUGACAAGCUCUUUUUCUCUCUCAACUCUUGUCAGGGAGAAAAGCUUAAUAGGAUUUUUCUGUUUCUUAAAGAUAGUGAAAAAGCUUUCUUAGGCCAAACAGCCAGCUGACCUUGUGGUUAGUUCAGGCUGACAUACCACAGUUCAGUUUCUGCCCGGAGUCGGGGCCAGGCCUCCUUGACCAGCAGCAGCACUGUACCAUGGCUUUGGUUGCUAUAAACAUCUCUGAAUACACGGUUCCAAAACUGACGGAAACAGCAAGCUUACAUUUUCUUACUUGUUUUAGGAAGAAAAUAAAAAUGUAAUCCUUUCAGAGUUGAGUUAAAUAAUCUUUUUUUUUUCUUUUUUUCCGGAGCUGGGGACCGAACCCAGGGCCUUGCGCUUGCUAGGCAAGCGCUCUACCACUGAGCUAAAUCCCCAACCCGAGUUAAAUAAUCUUAUUCCCUCUUUCACACUCUAAGAAGCUCUGCUGGUCUUUUAAUUUUAUAGGGCAAAUGUGGUCAAACAUUCUUGAGGAAAUCUGGCUCCUUCUAGCACAGCAACAUGAUGUUCUUCCCAGAUGUAGACACCAGCAUUUAGGCCAAACAGUGUUCAUGGCCAUCAAAUUAAUCAGUGUUUGGAGCCCAGCACCUGACAGUACCACCAUGUCUCGAAUGUGAUCUGAGUCAGAAUUACAGCCCAGUGCUAAUGAGCUGCUUAGAGGAGCUUUGUAACUGAUGUGAGCACAGGAUUGUCAGGGGAGCAUUAAGAGCAGAAGGCAUGGUCCUGUCAGAUUGCUUCAGGCAGUUCUUCCCAUCCCCAUCUUUAUCACAUUAAAUCUCAAGUGUUCCAGGGUCUGAAUGGAGAAGAAGUGUGGGGCUCUGUGGGGUGGAGGCUAGUGGGAGGUGGUACUCCCUGAUGCAGAGUUGUGGCCAGCAUCGGGUAGUGCCUAGGCAUGUGUGCCAGCAAGAUGUUCCUAGGUGAGUGACAGUGAGGAUUUGGUCACAAAAGUCCCUGACAGGCUCCUGGAAAGGUUAGUGAGUCUUUUCCUCCAUCAAAAACCCUCAGCUAGAGUAUAGAGUGAUGCUGAUAGCUGCUAGGGGAAGUGAGUCCCUGGCAGUGUGGGACUCUACCAUGAGUAGCCUGCAGCAGACCCUAGCAGGAUGGGAAGUACAAAGAGCUGAGACUGGUAUUGAAGGUCAUUCACAAAGCCUGGGGUUUAGAGACAGCAGAAAUCUGGCCUUGGUGACAUUUGGUGACAGUUUUCAGGCCUGUGGGUGUCAGGAUAGAGUCUUGGGAUCUGGAACAAGUUACUCUUCACUGACAGGUUUCUGAGAGGGAGUGCCACAGGUUCAGAAAAUAAAGGAGAUAGGAAUGCUGGGCUCAGGAAGUCUUGCAAAGCUCUGUCUUUAUGCCAAGCAAGUUUCUUCAGAAGUACCUCUUGUAGACAGUGUGUCUUGGGAAAAUAGGACAUAAGCAGAAAGCUACCAUACAAUGGGAUGAAGUUGGCGGGAAGCUAUCAAGCCAUGUUGCACAAGGGAAACAUGGGAUAUCUCAAGGGCAUCAUAGACUGAGCUCACAGUGGCCUUGGAAUGUAUAAAUUCAGUCUCUUCAGAGGGAAAAGAUAAGUUCUCAGGAACCAAAAUUUUACUCCUUCAUAGCCCCAGCCCAGACCUUGCCAAGUGUGCCUUGGGUGAGGACACCGAACUGAGCUCUUUGUCCUCUCAUGGGGCGUCUUGAGGGUGCCUUGGAUCGGCCUGGCUCCCAACAGCCUACCAGAUGAUUUUUGAGCACCCUGUUUGCUCCUACGUAUGUGACGAUCCACACGAAUGAAGACCUUUGUCCAUUAUGCUUACCAAAGAGUCCAUCCCUUCCUGGCACUGCAUCCUGGGAGUAUGUGUGGGGUGCACUGUACCUCUAGCUGCUUACAGGUCAGGCUCUCAACAGGCACAGCUUAAUUUACGAACACGCUCACGUUUCGUUUAUUUUUAUAAACCUUUAAAGUUGCUGAUGACGAUAACUAUAGAAAAGCCAUGCCUUAAACUGUGAAGGGACUCCUCUUGGGCAGGAGCCGGUGGGAUGGACUCGCCAUGGAGGAGCUGUGGCUGCAGGGAGCAGUGUGGCAGUUCUGCCGAUGGAGGCACUUCGGGGUUAGAACAGCGAAUGCCCAUGCCUAGGUUUGUGCGGGGAUUGAGAAUCUAGUCCGAAAAGCUGCACUCACCCUCGAUUAUGUGCAGGCUGCGUGUCCACCUCUCCCCACCCACUGCAUAGAAGGCUCAUUUGGUGUGUUUUACAUGUAAAGAUUCUGGAAGAGUCAAUAGUCGAUGUCUUCAUAAAGGAAAAACAAAUCUUACUAGAAAAACUAAGUGAAAGUGGUCUCCUGGCAUGAAGUGAUAUUUCCUCCAAACUGUAUCUGUCAGAUGUUUAAUUCCAACUAGUAUUUUGAGGGUUUUAAGAACUGACAUUAAAAUAUUAUAAAAGAAUUAUAUAAUAAAGAUUUGUUUUUGAUGAA